Dreissena polymorpha is the source of this 3696-nucleotide messenger RNA. RefSeq lists its product as uncharacterized. NCBI's taxonomy places the organism in Eukaryota, Metazoa, Mollusca, Bivalvia, Myida, Dreissenidae. The transcript has 14 exons. The coding region runs from base 122 to 2356 and encodes 744 amino acids. The record is from RefSeq and is a predicted model, not a curated record.
AAAUUGUAAAGCUCCGAUAGUUAUUUAUUUUCAUCGUAUAGAUAUGUUGAUAAUAUACAAUCAUGUAGUACGCGCAUGCGCGCAACCCACUUCCUCUUAUUGUUUACAAACAAAAUGAACAAUGCCUCGCACAAAAUCUGUUACGGAAAGUGCCAAAAAAAGAGCAUCAAAGGCCCGAUUUCAGCGGUUUCGCUCGAAAUUUAUUAAUCUUGGCGAUGAGACUGACCGAUGGAAUAAUCUCAAAAGCAUCCUUGGAACAGAUGAAGACUGUGUUGUGGCCAAAACACUUAUCGAAUGCUAUUUGGAAACACAUGCUGGCCCAACCAUUGAAAGUUUGACUGUCAAGCACAGUGUGGGUACAGAAAGCUCGACACCCAUGCACGGUCACAGUCAUCAGGUGCCACCAGAUCCUGGCCUAUCUUCUUUGUCAGAAGGAAGCGACACACCUGGUGAACUGUCAGGAAUUGGAGGGGGCAUAUCAGACUUUGAAGUGGCUGGGCCAUCAGGUAUAAGCUUCAAAAGGAAAAGUACAACUGCUCCAGACAAACCAACCAAGGUCAAAAUAGUUGAAAAGGCAACAGAAAGAAAAGAAGUGUCCAAAAGAACUGCUCGGGUGGAAGUUGAUUGGCCAAGCUCCGGCAUGGAAGACAUAUAUGAUCCGGACUACGAUCCAGAUGAUCCCACUUAUCAUCCAACUGACUUUGACUUAUCAAUUGUUCAGUCAGAUGAUGAGGCAGUUGAUGAGGCUGGUGUUGUUGACGCAGUGUUUGACAUAGACUGUGACGAUGACUUUGAGGAUGAUUCUCAAGUAAUCGGUUCUGAAAAACCUCUAGAUGAGGUGACAGAGGAGGACAUGAUUGAGGAUAAUUAUAUCGUGAGCAGACACUGCCUCAACCAGCUUCUCGAUAUGCUGCCGUUCAAGCACUGUUCCAAGUGUGGGAAGACUGCCACUCAUAGAACAAAGACUGUUGGGUGUACUAUCAUUGUCAUUUGGACUUGUGAAGACGGGCAUGUUCUACACAGAUGGCAGAGCUCUGCAGUUCUACCAAAUGGAAUGUUUAUCAAUAACUUCCAAGCCUCAGCCUCCAUUCUGCUCUCUGGCAACAAUUAUGAAAAAGUUCGCUUGUUUGUGAAGUUCCUUGGUCUGAAAUUUCCAAGCCAAACUUCAUUUCAUAGGGUGCAAAACAAAUAUGCAGUACCAGUAGUAAACCAGUACUGGUCAGAUCUGAGGGCAAGUGUUGCAGAGGAACACCGUGCUGUGAGCAUUGUUGUGUCAGGAGAUGGGCGGAUGGACAGUCCCGGAUAUUGUGCCAAGUACUGCACAUACACUGUUAUGAACCAGGAAGACAAGAAAAUUUUUGCCCUAGAAGUUGUCGAUAAGAGGGAAACUGACUUGAAGUCUGGUCUGAUGGAGGCAAAGGGCUUUGCUAAGGCCAUGGCAACUCUGCAAGCAGAUGGUAUUGAACUGAAAGAGAUUGUUACAGAUGCUCACCCACAGAUUUCGGCUAUCAUGAGAAAGUCCUAUCCAAAGACCCGGCACAGUUAUGACAUGUGGCAUGGGGCAAAGAACUUGGGAAAGAAACUGAGCAGUAUUGCCCUGGCAAAAGGUAACGAAGCAUUAAAGCCAUGGCUGAAGGACAUCACAAACCACUUCUUUCAUAGUGCAGAAACCUGUGGUGGCAAUGCAUUGGAAAUGAAGACAAAAUGGUUGUCAGUUAUCAAUCAUGUGACGAACAGACAUACGUGGGCUCUCGGGCAGUGCGAUCAUGAGCCGAUAGUUGAGGACGAGCGGGAUCUUGAAGAAAAACAAUGGCUUAAACCCGCAAGCAUGGCUGUCAAGGAUCUACAAAAGACUGUGAUGGAACCCAGACUGCUGAAGACCUUUCCAUACUACGUCACAUGCCAAACAACAUCAGAACUGGAGAUGUUCAAUAACCAUUUGCUGAUGUAUGCACCAAAAAGAAAUGCUUUUGGUUAUGCAGGAUACAAGUGCAGAUGUCAACUAGCAGCAAUCGAUUAUACGCACCACGUUGAUAGACAAACACUGGUUGACAAAGAUGGCAAGACAAGAGUAAGGCGUGUGCAUUCCAAGGCAGCUAACAACUGGACGGUGGUACCUGUUAAAGAAAAGAAGCAAUACAAGUACAUCCCAGGCUUGCUUUCAAGGAUUUGCAUGGAGUAUAUUCAGAUAAACAAGGAAAAUCCACUGAGAUCGAAGUUCCGUGUUGAUCCAGAUGAUCCUAAGAAAAUUGCCUCGACAAUCGCCCAAUGUCCACCUCCACCAACAGCCGAGCUGCGGGAAACCAAGAGAUCCAGGAUCAAGGUCAAGCAAGCGAGCAAAAAAUUUGCUGAUUAGCUUUCAGAAAUCAAAGGACAUUUUGUGAUUUGGCAUCAGUGUUAAUAUGUGAGCUUGAAAGAUUAGUAACCCUGGCUGCUGAGUUUGUAUUGUCAGUAGAUGAUGUGACUUAAUAUGAAGCAUUAUGUUUCUGUUAUAAUUAUUUAAUACUAGUGUUACUAGAUACUAAUGUUAAACAAAGAAAUGAAUUAACAUUGUGAGCAAUACUAUGAACAGCUCGGACAACAGUCCUCAACCAGACAAGUACAGCAGUUAAAUAAUAAUUCUACAUUCAGAUUGCAUACUCCAUUAAAAUAGUAUCAUUUACUGAUCAAUAAACAAAAAAAAUAAAUAAGUAUCUUCAAAUUUAGAUAUUAUCUUAAGCGAUGCUUUACUGUCAAUAAAGGGUACCUGUUUCCAUGAUAAUGUUUGUAUAGUUCAAGUGUAUAUAUUUUCGUGAGUUGUGUAAAGUUUGUAUGCGAGACUCUUGGUCAAAUAUUGUUUAGUGUUUUCAGGACUUUUGGUCACGAGUCAUAACUAUGAACAUGAAUUGCAUACUCUUCAGCUGUCAUAGUCAAUUAUGAGUGCCAGUUUCAAAUUAUAUGUAUGCCCCCCUUCGAAGAAAGGGGGUAUAUUGUUUUGCACAUGUCGGUCGGUCCGUCCGUUGUUCCUUCCACCAGAUUGUUUCUGAAGAUAACUGAAGAACGCUUACGCCUAGGAUCAUGAAACUGACAGCCCAUAUGGGGGCAUGUAUGUUUUACAAACAGCCCUUGUUAUUACUUGUCUACACAGACGGAGUUUUCCAUAAAUAAUGACAUUAAAGCAUAAUGCGUUAUGUAGAUACUGUUUUUUACAUUGUUUAUCAGCAGAUAAACAACCAUUUAUUGUGAGCAUAAACAUUUAAGCUGGAGUCAUUAAUAGUCUUACAUAGAGAUGAUAAAAAUAAGCCGCGAUGGGAUGAUGUGUCUCCUAAGCAAGCAAGAGGUCACGGGUUCAAUUGCCACUUUGGGAGCGUUCUUUAGAUCUCUGCCAUAGACACAAAGUACUGGUUCUACCCAGAAAUCAGACUUUAUAGCGUUUCAAUAAUCCUUAAGCUUCUGAUGCAAUAAAGCUUUCAUUGUAAGAUUUAAAACUUAUAGCGGUAACUACAGACAAUACAGUGUUGUUCAUUCAAAGAUAAAUAACAAAUGGAGAUUAAAGUUUGUUGUGUUUUUUUUAAUCCGGAAAAUAGUUCGGAAGAGAAAACUUUAUUUAUCCUAUUUUCCCUUGACAAUAGUUAUUGUUUUGAGUGUAUUAUGUUAUGAUUUUGUGUUGUAAUUAUUGGUCAAAAUAUAUAAAUAAAAGACAUAAAGAAAUGAGAA